Molecule: messenger RNA, 930 nt
Organism: Ogataea parapolymorpha DL-1
Lineage: Eukaryota; Fungi; Ascomycota; Pichiomycetes; Pichiales; Pichiaceae
Exons: 1
Coding region: 1-930 (309 amino acids)
Source: RefSeq, a predicted model, not a curated record
AUGAGCAGGCGGAUUGCGCGAACUGCUGCCAGAAAAGAGCACCUCGAGGGUGGCUCCAAAAAUGAACUGCGACUGUCUGAGAUGGAGACGUUGGCACUGUUUGUGCCCUGGGUCACUCCAGACACCGAGGCUGUUGUGCAGCAGGUCAAGGGCGACCUGUUCAACAGGAACUAUAUGGAGGCCUUCAGCACAGAGGACAAGCGACAGGCGUACGCUGCGCGGUGGUCGUCGUCGCGGAGUCUCGCGUACAGCUGGUUUUUCGCGCGAGGCGAGAUUGGCGACAUGCUGGCACGGCACGAGCGUGUUCGGGUCGUCAAUAUCGGCGCGGGAGCCGGCGCAGAGCUGGUUGCAUUGGGCAGUGUUUUUGGUCGGCUGCUCGAGACGCUGCCAAUCAGCAGCACGGCAAGGUCGUGGCACGUGACAGCCGUGGACAUCAGCGACUGGAGCAGCGUGGUGGACAAGAUAGCGGCGUAUGUGACGGACCAGUGGGUGCGGCCGCGGCUGCUCAACGUGCAGCACUCGCUGGCGCUCGAGUUUAUUCUCGAAGACGUGUUGCAGCUGCCGGCAAAAGUGAUGGACAGACUGCAGGCGGCUGACCUGAUCACGUGCUGCUUCACGACGAACGAGCUGUUUGCCGAAAACAAGACACAGGCCAUUGCGUUGCUGAAUGGGCUAUCACAAUGCCGACCGGGCACGCUGUUUCUUGUUCUGGAGUCUGCAGGCUCCUACUCACACAUCACUGUGGGCUCCAAGCGGUUCCCCGUGUACUUUCUUGUCGAUACUGUCCUUUGUGGGCCUCCCGGCCGUGCGCGCGAUUGGGAGCUUGUGUCGUCCAGCGACAGCGAGUGGUACCGCGUUCCGGGCGGCGUCGAGUAUCCUCUGAAGCUGGAAAACAUGCGCUUUUUCUAUAGACUGUACAGGAGAAGAUAA